Messenger RNA from Caenorhabditis briggsae, 696 nucleotides. Lineage: Eukaryota; Metazoa; Nematoda; Chromadorea; Rhabditida; Rhabditidae. The record is from RefSeq and is a predicted model, not a curated record. Bases 1 to 696 code for a protein of 231 amino acids. The transcript has 6 exons.
AUGCGUUUGUGCGUACUGCUGCUUCUUGGGCUGCUACUGAAUUGCCAGCUCUCUAUCGGUUUGCCGACCAUACAAAGUCCACCCAGCUCAUCAACCGAUGUUUUCAACUCAACAUCUUCAGAACUCCUCCAAUCUUCCAAGACCGAACCUUCGAUCCUCCCAGAAAAUGGAGAAGAAGAGAAGCUCAGAGAAAAGAAAGGUCUUCAAGAAAAUAAUUCGGAUUCAGACAACGCAACUUCUGGCUUCGGCAAUGAUGGCAUUUUGAAUUCUUCUACGAUCUGCGGCCCCAUUUCCAAAUGCUAUGUUUUCCCUGAAAAUUGCAGUUUCAAUUGCGAAGUCAUUUAUUCGGUGGAAAAAGGCCGAUCCCACCUAUAUGUACGAGAACUCAACGUCGGAGGAGUCAUCAGUAUUAAAAGAUCUUCACUGCUUGGUUACUCCAAAAGAGUGUUUUCAUGCUUCGAAACGGUUUCUUUGUGCUUUUACGGAUCCGAAGAUAGUUGGGGUGUUCUCCAAUAUUCCUUCAAGAAGAACUCACUGAUCAAAGCUCAGCCAUCCGACAUCAUAUCAGAAAACACAUUUCUGUGGGCAUUCGAAUACCCAGUGAUAAAUGUGGGAAAUGAGGACAAAAUAUCCUUCCGCAUUGAUCCGGAUAGAGCAUCCGGGUCCUUCAAAGAUUUGUUUCUGAAAAGCCACUAA